GCAGGCUCUCUGCAGCUCUCCCUCGAGGAGUAUUAUCGGCAGCGGCCUCCGUGACAGCCGCCUUGAGAACUACAUCAGCUUGGGUCCUGCUGUGGAGCUGGCGGCUCUGGACGGUUUGCAGCUGCUGGCGCUGGAGGGCUGGCGAGGCCCUCCUGUGCUGGCUGCACGAAGGCUGAACUAUCAGGUGCAGGGGCUCUCACCACGGGGUUUUGGGCAAAGCGAUGCCCAAGAG
This is a messenger RNA of Symbiodinium sp. CCMP2456, 232 nucleotides long. The record is from the annotation of a GenBank genome assembly. Lineage: Eukaryota; Dinophyceae; Suessiales; Symbiodiniaceae.